This is a messenger RNA of Cyclospora cayetanensis, 11820 nucleotides long. RefSeq lists its product as uncharacterized. Gene Ontology annotation, cellular component: ciliary basal body; axoneme; membrane. The record is from RefSeq and is a predicted model, not a curated record. Gene Ontology annotation, biological process: regulation of cilium beat frequency. Lineage: Eukaryota; Apicomplexa; Conoidasida; Eucoccidiorida; Eimeriidae. The transcript is spliced from 39 exons.
AUGAUUGUCCGAAAAGAGCGAGACGUGGAUGUCUCACAGGAGACUGCCGGAUCUGGCACCUCUCCAGAAGAGGCUGAAGAAAAUAAAUCCAGUAACACCAGAGGACUAGUCCAAAGUUCCAUGCUAUUUUCUCCAACUGCCAAUCAGCGCUACAUCCAUCCUCUUCCCGGGGGACCGCAAGGGUUCAUGCACUCCCCCACCGAGUCGGAAGAACUUGAGUCAUCUAGAAAACAGAUAGUGGAUCUGUCGACCCCGCUAGCAGAGGACCUGUUCGAAUGGGAGACACGUACGUGUGAUCCACCAUAUUACCUGCAAGCUAAUGAAUUAUUCGAGACUGCUGAAAAGCAAGCAGAGCGACAAGCACUCAAAACCCACCCCGAAGUCGUAUCAGCCUUAGAGGACACUUGGAGCCUUUUUUCUAAGGAUGAUCAAAAUCGUGUUCCUCAGGCGGAAUACACUCGGGUUCUCCUUAGACUGUGCCUGGUUCUAGUUCCUGAGCUAAGGGGUCGUCAAGUGGUGGACUUGAUAGAGACCGAAUGGCAACACGAUUCGAAGGGGGAAGACGCCCUUUCUCGUGAGGCAUUCUUUGAAUCAUUUUUCGAGCUGGCUGAUAUCUGGACGCCAGGGAUAGAGGGCCAUGCAUAUGCUGACUUCCUACGAAGGCUCUUCCGCCGUAUCACCGUUAAAAGGAAUGGCCAACGAGAUGGUGCCAAAGAACCCAAGUUAGUGCCAAAGAUAGUGGUUAAGGUCCUUAACAAGGGCGUAACGAAGCCAGAAAACCAAGACCAUGAGCAAGAUGACAUUCAGCAAGUAAAGCUUGUUGUUGGUUCGGCUGCCGAUGGUACAUGCAUAGCCGAAUGGAGCAAGGCGGAGCACAAGGCACUCGAGGCACUGGUAGUCGCACAUAUUAACGGUGAGGAAGACCUUGAGAGCAUUGAGUUGAAGGAAGAAGUAUCGUACAGGUGUGUGGAAUCCUCUGCUAGCGAACCUCUAUGUACUGAGUGGGCGGACCCGGCAAAUAUCGCGCCCAUCGGCGCCGCAGCGCGGGCAUUCCUGGCGAGCGUCUUUUCUAUAGCUCUGAAAGCAGUUAUCCAAGCAAAACAGCAGCAGCCCAAUAACUGCAUUGCCUCGUCUAGUUCCCAUGCAAACCACGCGUCAGCCCGCCAUCAGGAAGAGAGCCUGCAAGAAACAAAGGAGUUAGUUACUGCUGAGCCAUCGUCUCCCCCACUACUGCAGUCGCCUCGCAUUCGCCAACAUUUUGCAUACUACAAUAGCAAAAGUGACUUGCCCCUACGAAUUUCUGGGGUUUCGCAAGAAGAACUUAGAAAGUUCAACUCAAUUGGAUUGCCAGUACAAAUGGAAGGUGUAAAGAGGCUUGUCCUACUCUCGGGAGUACCGCAGCUGCUAGUGGAAGAGCAGCUAACGAAGCAGGAGCAGCCACAGCAGCAGCAGACGCCGCUAGAUGAGCAUGGAAAGGUGUUAAAUUCCGAAGAGAGCAUGAUGACCUAUCACGUAGAGGACAGUCAAUCCGUGUUGUUCCAAGAUCUCAGAUCGUUCAGCGGAAAAGAGAUCUCUAUUGACGAAAUUAAAAAGAUGCUUACAUCCAGUGAGGAAACGAAACCGCCUCAACUAGCUGCCUCUGUAGAUUCAGGACUGGAGCGUGAAACAGUUUCUGAACUACAGUCUAAGCAGGAAUCCGUGCUUAAGGCAGAAGCAGAGCCGGAGGUAGAGCAAGAACCAGGGUCUCACUCACAGCCACAUGAGCAACGCGACAAGACACUAGAUGUGGAUUCAGACUCGGAAAUUAAUCAUGAAGCUCGUAUCCAGAAGGAUAUACAUAUUAGUGCUGAAAGCACCACGGUACAAGAGCCUCCAGGCGCUGCCACAGGAGAGGGAACAUUGGUGGAGAAGUCACCGAUAGUGACAGAAGACGCAACGUCUGUUCAGUUGCGGAAGGCCGAUGCCAACCAUCGUUCGCGGCCACUGCGACACGGAGGACUCUCCAGGGCUCGUAUCUUUCACAGUUCCUUUGACGACUCACUUCAGAAAAUCCAGAACAAGACAUUUCGAAGAUCUAUACUGAUAAACGGAGUCGGCGGCGUCGUUGCUUGCCCCCAACCUAAAACAAAAGGUUUUUCUUUUUUACGUGGCCCUCUAGAAUCAAGGACGAAGGGUCAAUUAUCGUUUGCCCAACUCUCAGAGGACAAACCACAUGUAUUCAAAUCCAAAAUGGCAGCAUAUAAGCCCUCUGCACAGGCCUGUCCCACGAAUGGAUCUGCAGAACUUGUAAGCAGUGAGGGCUUGGUUAAAGAUCCAUGGCCAAAAGAUUACCUUCAGCCCGAGACAACACUGGAAUACAAGCCCGCAGUGGAGCAGGAAGAGCUGGCUUUUGCGUAUGAGCCCAAACAGGCUAUCCUCCUUAUAGGCCCAAACACCCCGGCCGAAUAUCUACUCUCGGCGCUCUGCAAGAUCAGUCGUUCUUUACUCACGCCUUUGGCCAGGCGCUUAACACGCAUGUUGCAGCGAGGAGCACGAGUGCCCAUAUUGGAGGCCCUUCUGCUUACUUUGGAGUUUAUGGCGAGCAAGCGUUCGCGCACUGCUGGGUAUGUCUUGGAGCUGCCUUCUGGAUUCGAGCAGGAUAUCAACUUUUUUUUAAGACAUCUCAGAGACUUGAGUGGGCGGCGGCGGCUCAACUGGCCAGCGUUGCUCUUGCGUCACGCUCACAUUUGUGAACAGCGAAAAGGGUGCCUCACAGGUGAUGUGCAUCCUGCUGCACAUCAGAGUCGGCCUAGCCAAAGAAAUUUCACAGCACCACCAAACGGAGUGUUCUCUCAAGAUUCAUCCGUUGAAUCGAAUAAAGCCAAACCUGGCAGCGAGACUCAACAUUCUGUCAGUGAAACAGCGGAAGGAAUCGUCUCUUCUCUUGGGAUAUCCUCGGAUUCUGGGCCUUUGCAAAUAGCUGGGGGUACUAGCAUAGAAGUCUCGAGUCUAGAUAAUAUCCAAGUCAAUGGAAUGGAACAUGGGUCGAUCCAGUUACACUGCGCUAGCCUGCCUGCGUGGCUAAGUGCUUGUGGUGCAGCUGUCGAUGGCUCAAUAGAUGAUAGGCAGCAUACAGAUUCUGACACGCGAUAUCCGCCGCUGGUGCCAAAGGAAGCACGGAUUGUGGAGAAAGGGCGUAUUGAGGACAAACUCAGCGAAUGCUGUUUGGACUUGGAGCACCUACCUGCAGAGCAUUCUGCAGUCCCAGUCAAUGCGAAAGGCCACAAGGAGAGAGAGCAGGCUGGCGGAAUACUUAACAGAAACUGUGACAUGCAGGAUGCCAGUACUGAGAACUUCCCUGGUGCUGGGACAGAUAAGAGCAAGAUUGCACAACCAAAGGAAACUACUGCGGACGUGGCAAGACACGUAGAGAACCCGCUUAGUGCAGAUGCAGAGCCCUACGUGGAAGCCGCUGAGUUUCCGCCCCGAAGUAGCAAACAAGUGCACAAUGCAGCUGACGAUAAAACUGACUCCCACGAUACUUCCACUGCUCCUGAUUAUGCUGGAACAUUGGCUUCAGGUGCAAAUAAUUCGUCAGAUAAGAUCAAUGCACGCAGCUGGCCCCUCCAUGCCGGCUCUAUUGUAAAUGAAACCAAUGGGGGAGCCGGCUCUGAUGAACGUUCCGACCACCUGGCGUUGCUGACUGAAUAUGGUGGCUCCGGUGCUUGCUCCUCUAGCUCCUGCGACUGGGAUGCAGAAGCUGACAGUGUGAUGAAAGCCGCCGCCAAGGGUCCCAUGCAGCCACAGCCAAAUCCCCUGGUCGAUGCCUUUCCUGGACGUGCAGUGUUCCUGCAUAUAAACCCAGGAGACAAAUCCUUCACUUCGAUGUCAGUCAAGCAGUUAUUAGGCUAUAGGCCACUUGACUGCUCAAAGAUAUCAAAAACUACUGCGCCGGUGGACACAAGCAAUGGCAUUGUGCCCGACGAAUUUCGAACUGAUGGCACUGUAGGUAAGGGCUUCCUCGCCUUUUGUGAUACAACCACGUUGAGCGGAGCUCUUGUGGGUGUCUGUUCUUUGCGACAAGCAAACAUGUCCUUCUCCAAAGGCACUGCGGAUAUUGAAAAUGAUGAAAGUAUGGACUUCAGCGAUAGGAAGGAUCUAUUAGAGGAGCUCAGAAAAACAUGGCCACCCGAUUUUGAUGGAUUGUCCAACCCAAGCCAGGCUGCCUCUGAGUUAGCAGACAGCAGUGAAUAUGAAUUGUUGACGUCUUCUUUGCUGCUCCAAAAUAUGUUGCAGCUGCUAGGCCCAGAGCGCGUAGUCUUCUUUCCACUUGGAGAGGACCAUGGACAAGACGGCACCGCUUCACUGGAGCAGCAAGUGAUAAUGGCGGGGCCUCGAGACUCUGCCGCUUUGGAAUUUUUAAAAGUCCGCCUCAUUGGUGAAGUUGCUUCCCCUGUGCCAGGUGCGGCAGAUGUUCAAAAUUUAAGUGAGCUUCUGGAGCGAAGCGACUCAUCUCAGGAUCGAGUAGGUGAUGAAGAUAACGAGGAAAAUGAAUUGAGAGGUGGUCAGGUGCCGGAAGGGGAUACAGAUGUGAUCAAUUCUACCAACGAGAGCGCAACGAAUGCCGACGAAAUCGACACAGAGAGCCUUUCAGAAGCUGACGCCACCGCAGUCAAAAGUUCGAAGGUGAUAGUCUCUUCCAAGAGAGGUCCAAUGGUGGAUGACAUUUGGGGGCAGCCUCAGCUCGACUCGCAAGCCUGCUCACAGAAUGUACUCUUGAAAGAUGCUAAUGCAUCUGAAAACACAUUUUCAGACUUGGUAAACACUGAUGAUUACUCAAAAGGACAAGACCAACAGGAGGGACUUCAUUCUACGGAACCGCUGGCAGACUUCAGUCAGUUACUCCAGCGGCGGUGGACAUCGUGGGGUCGUUGUUGCCCUGUAACCCUACAGGAGGAGGGUAAGGCAGUUGAAGGACAAACGCGCUAUGCGGUGGAGUUUUCUGGGAGGCUCUUUCUCACGGCAGAUGAAGAAAAAUAUGAAAAGUUUCUGCGUGACCCUAAGCGAUACGUUGGCAGCCCUCCUUCGCUUCCCCCAACUACAUGCGUAUAUCUCUUCGGACCAUCCUAUGCUGGAGCUUCAAAGCAGGCAAAAAUGCUUAGUCAGACUUACGGAUUUGUUGCCGUGGAUGUCAGCAAAGAAUUGGAGGAGGGAUAUCGCCGGGUUGUAAAGGAAAGACAGGACCCUCUGCAAAAACAGGAGCAUGAGAGUGAAGAGCAGGUGCCCGCCAAUCCACUAGAAAAACAAUGCCUGGCAGAACAAGAAGCAACAAUUCAUAUGCACGUAGAGUACAGCCAUGAAAGGCUGGCUACCGACCUAGAAGCACUGAAAGCACUUCAAAAUGCUGACAAGCCCAUUGACGGAGGCACAGUAGCGACACAGGGCCCGCGAAGUCCUGCAAAUAGCUCGCAGCACUCAUUUUCGAGUGCAGGAGCCUCUACCUCGGGACAUGCCAAUAGCUUCAGAGAGCAGCAAACCCCAAGGGGGUUCACCGAGACUGAAGAAUCUCCUUUCAGUCACCAAUCUAGCGGUACUAGGGAAACCUUUUUUACGCUUUCUGAAAAUGAGCUAUCUCUUGCUGCUCUUCCGCAUGUGGCAGGAGACGACACGGUAGCAAGGCUUAUUGUGCACCUCCUUGGUGUGGAGGAAAAUCUAAAACGGGCCGAUGCAAUCGACAAAUAUAGAGCCGACACGGAAGAAUAUGAAUCAAGGCCAACUGUAGGCAGCAUGCUCUUGAAAUUGAUUCUUCUCACCCACAGAGUGCACAGCUGGUAUUGCUUCAGACAGAAAACUGCUUUGGGUGACCCGUGGUGGCUGGCGCAGCAUUACGGGCAACCAAGCUCCAGUGCAAAGGAUGAAGUUGACCUGACAGACGAAAUGAAUGAAGAGAAGGCAGAUGCUGAUACCUCUGCAGAGGGUACUGGAUAUAUCAAGGAGGUGCCUCCACCCCCGCCUACCGCUCCUCCGCCAUUACUGAAGUUAACAAAGGGCUGUGUGCUCGUACACCUCCCUCCUACGCAAACAUUUCUUGAGCAAAUGGCUAGAUUAGGCAUUGUCUUCGAUCAUCUAAUUCAUUUGACGAACAACCCACAAGACGUGGCAGAGGCGGAGACCGCAGGGGCGACCCAGUAUGCUUUCACAAACUUUGAUACCACCUUUGAAGAUGACAUGGAGCAUCCAGAAGUCAAUCUUGCGGAGCACGAGUUAGAAAAGGAGGCUGAUGAAGCCCUUGUUCUUGAUAUCGAUAUGCGCCCAAGGAAAAUUGAGGCAUUACUCUCAGACUCGCUGAAGCAUCGCCGAAUCCGGCAGCUGGUGGACCCGUUUUUACUAAAACCAGAUCCACCCGAGUGUGUGACUGAUCCCCCAUACCUUGCAGAGAUAUACUCUCGUAUAGAGCAAAUAACUUCUUUCGAGCACCCUCCAGAAGGCGAGGAGUGGGAAACUGCUUCCAAGAGUUUUCCAUUCCUUCCGCCCCUGCCACUGGUACUUUACGGGGACUUUGGGGAGUACUGCCCUGUUGCACUUCGUGAUGAGCGCUGGCUGCUACCAGGGAAGCCCCAGCUCAGCCUGCAGGUACGGCAGCGGGUGUAUAAUUUUUUUGACGAGGAAAAGAAGUACAGGUUUGCUGCAGACACCCCGCGUUACCUGCCAUUAUUCGGCAAGUGUAACGAUACAUGUGAAACAGGCAACGUUGAGGUGCCUCCCCCCCGCGAGAAACGCGCUUACUUGGAUAAUGGCAUGUGCAAAGGAAACUCCUUUCUUGUGGGAUGGCAUUUCAGCAUCGCGUUCUUGGGAUCGCCAGGUUCGGAGGUGGAGAAGCACUUGGUGCACUUGAGCAAACUGUACGCUGUGCCUAUCCUCGAUUUGCCAUCGGCUUUUUCUAAGGCUUUCAAAUCAGAGCUGUUGGUGCGCUGGAGGCAGGCAAAACAAAAAGCUCUGGAGGCCCCUGAAAGCCUACUUGGAAACGGCCAGCGCACAGACGAUAAAAAUGAACACGCCCUGAGGCAGCUAUCUUCGUUAACUCGGAGCAAUGUGUUUGAUGCCGAUGAUGAUGAAUUAAAGCAAGCAUGGCUUUCUAUGCAGCAAGAAACGCAGCAAACAAUAUAUCUGGAAGCCCUUAGAAGUGUCCUUCACACCGAAAUAGGGCCUACCUUCAUACACGGUCAGAUGUUUAAGCACAUACACUGUGAACCCCAACAAGGAGCAGGUUUCCCUCACAGUGCUGGAUAUUCAUAUACACUCACAGGCUCCUAUGGCUUGUGGUCUGCCACUGUCACUGGCAAGACACUGCCACACUGUAGUGCGUAUCAGUUUUGCCAUAUGGGUGGGGUUUCAUCAGCUGGCGUCGCUGAAAAUCCUCUAUUUCCUCAUGAAGGAGCAGCACUAGGUGUAGAUGAGACCGAGUCCUCAAUAAACAUUGGCGACGUGAUGGACAAGGCAGGGAGACUCCCAGACUGCGUUGUCAUAUUCUUGUGUGCCACCCAUCACUUAUGUACCCUGAAAAGCAGCCGUAGUAGUAGCUCUUUGGAGCCCUUGAUUCCUCAUAACACCGCAGUAAUUUUUAUUUUGGCGAUGCAGAUGCACAGACGAACUACUUCACUACCGACACUGGCAGGAAACGAACUGUGGGUUCAAGCUGAUCUGAGUCUGCAGAGCCAAACAAAUGGAGAGAACGCUUUUUCCGCUGGUCCUUUUGCUUAUGAAAGCAGCGGUAGCGAGGCAUCUGAUUUCGGCGACGGAGAGGAAGGGCCCACGUCGGUCUUGUCAUCAUUAACAAAAGCUCGCAAGGCGUUUCUCGAAGAAAAAGCCGCGCGCGAUGCAGUCCUUUUGCAGAGUGCAAAGUCUUUCGCCAUGGCGAGGGUGCCCAUUCUCACUGUUCGAUCGGAGCUCUGCGAAGGCACGCUUUUCGCUGCCUCCUUCUACCAGAAACUCCUCCAUGCUCGGGUAGCAAGGCUCUCCAAGUACCAAAUUUGCUCGCCGAUGGAUGUUGAUGCAAUGGUAGCAAGGGAAGUUGCAGAGUGGUGUGGAGCGCUUCACGUUAGUCUACCCCAGCUGAUACAGGAAACGGUAACGUCUUCUGUUCUGUCCAGCCUCGGAAGGCGUAUUGUAGAAGAUCUGCAGCAAGGCAAGGCUGCAGCCGCAUGCUGCUUAUGCCGCCUCAUGGCAGCUCGUCUCCGCUCUCAAACGGCCAGGCAAAGGGGUUUUCUACUUGAUGGACGGGGUUCUGAGGGCGUAAGGGUUUGUCAACUGAUGGAACUGCUGCAAGCGGGUUCACGGAAACUCACAAGUCUUGCGCGGAGACACCUCCGAGAGCACGAUCGUGGAACUGCUUCAAGCCUCACAGAAAGGAUGAUCUCAACAGGAGAUAGCCAUCCACUAUGCGAUAAAGAACUGGGGGACGAAAUCUCGUCCUUGGAGCUUGCGCAGUCUCAAGAGAAUUGGACAGACUACAACGAGGCUGACUCGAAAGGGGCAGGACCAGCCCCUUCUGACCCUCAGGUGCAAUAUUCAGGUCUGACAGGUGUCAGAGCUGGCGAAAUAUCUACCAGUUCUCCUUCCGCAGGGGCUUGUCAAGGAAUGCAUGAGUCUCCCCCACAUAGAGGGAAGCAUGAUUGCCCACCAAAGAAAAGCGUAAGCCCUCCAGCUGAAGCGCUCGAGGGUAUACGGCAGCAAAUUGAUAUUGUCUUCGUGUUCGAACCCACACAAGACGAUCCACUUGUGGAGGGCCGGGCAACCCAUGACGGUGGUCCCCAGUUGCCGAAGUGCAGCGCAGCAACUGCGCGGCUAUUUCACCUCCAUGGAGACGAUCGCGAUAUUAUUUUGCACCCAGAACUAGCUGCCGAAAGGCGCCUGCGUCAAGAAGAGGCAGUGAAGCAACAGGUGGAAGAAUUUCGCUCCCUCGGUGUUCGAAUAGUGACUGUUCCUGCUGGAAAAUCCGCAUGGAUGCAAUUUGAUGUCGUACAGCGAGAGAUCGAGGGAAUGCUCCGUCGGCGGCACAGCUACGAACGCCUGAAGGCCCAAGGACUGGCAGCUCGGUGCCCAAUUGAGAGCAAAGUGCUUGAAGCCAGCACAGGUCUCCUUUCUACGUACUGUCCAGUUUGCUGGACUAUCAAUCACUUUAUUUGCAAGCCUGGGGAUUACCUGCAGCAACGCCUUCCGGAUUUGCUUCCACGCCGACUCAGGCCCGACGAAGUAGAGGACAGCAACGCCCUCGCUGCACUGGAACUGAGAGGCUAUUGCCCUGUCACUCUGGUUAAUUGCGGGAACCUUGUACAAGGAGACCGGCGUCUGCUCAUUAAAUACGGAGAUCAAACUUUUUGCUUCGCAAAUGAAGACGCUUUGGGGCUCUUCUUGCUCUACCCUUCCGGUUACGCAUCCCGUGCUCAGCUGCCUUCGAAGCUUACUCCUGUCCAGAGGCUAGGCCAUCCCCCAAGAACCCUUGCCAGCAUAGCCCAGGCUGCACGUGAACGGUGCAUGCAGCAAGCAAGGGCUCACGGGUACCCUGAUAACCCACUGAUGGCUGAAGAGGGUAUCGCUGAACUUCGUGACCAGCUAAAGGAUGCUCAGACGUACAUAGAGGGCUGAAGGACAGAGAGAAAUGACGUGGUACCACCAAGCAAAAAGACACUGUAGCAAAUGCUACAUUAUAUGGGCUCGUAGGUCUCAAGUUUGGAUGUCAUAAUACAAGCACUUUCUUUCGCCGGUGAAAAACGCCUGUUACAUCCCCAGUACAACCAAAUCUCCAGUACAGUACGGCUAGUCGCACAUUUCAUCCGAGCAAAGAACCCUUUGAUUGACGGUAAAGCCAAGACGGAGUCAGAGGUUGCUCUUGACGCCUUUGUCAAAGACUGUGAAACUCCUCUUCAAGCCCGUAGAGCCAUCCUGCACCUGCACUGUCACAAGGCAGAGAAAGGAGAGUGCUACCUCCCGCCUGAGGAGCUCAAGGUCUACAGCGCGGAGACAGAGGAGACACGCGGAAAGCAGUGGACGUAUCUCAGCGAACAAAUGUAUUCCAGGCUUCACGAACAAACAGCCAACAAACCGGGGACCUGGCAGUGCGAGAAGAUGGGUUACACACGGGAAGCCUCUGGCUACCAGCGGAUGCGUCUCACUGCGAUGGCAGCUCUCUACGUCGCUGGCUCUAUCGCAGUUCAGGCCGAAGAAAACCCCUGGGGCGACUCUAUGCAGAAAUUUAACAUUCCUUAUGCUCACGGCAGCGGCGUGUAUGUAGAUUUGGGCAACUCGAAAACCGUGAACAAUAAGUGGUACAGGGAGCCAGCCGGUCGCUGUCCAGUGAUGGGGAAGGUGAUUAAUCUGCUGCAACCGACAACUGAUAAAAAUAUCUGGCCCCGUGACUAUUUGGAGCGCGUUCCAACGAAAGGUAGUCAGCAGGACACCACGCCCUUAGGGGGUGGCUUUGCUAUGUGGGAAACGACCCCAACCAACAUUAGCCCGUUGACGCUGGAGGAGCUGCAGAGUAUGGCCGAACGGCAGCGUGCAAAGAACACUCCAAACGAACUUGCCACUAAGAUGCUAGAGAGUGUUGUCGAUAACCACGGUCUCUGUGCUUGGUGGUCCUGGGUGACUUUUGCUUCAAACUCAAGCAACAAUCUAGAUGACAAAUACCGCUAUCCCUUCGUGUGGCAAGAAGACAAACAGACAUGCACCCUUCUUGCCGUGGCAAUGCAGCUCCUGGAAGGCAAUGGGACCUAUUGCACCGCUGGAGAUGAAUCCCCUCAGCUGACUUGGUACUGCUUCCAUCCAGAAAAAAGCAGCAGUGCUGUGUCCUACAACUCCCCCUAUGUCCGAACAGACCACGCAACUGCAUGUCCUGAGAAGCCCAUCAAUGGUGCGCACUUUGGAGUUUGGAAUGGCAGUUCCUGCGCGCGCAUCAUUCCACGACUGAGAAAGAAAGUCAGUGAACCAUCUGAGUGCGGGAAGGCCGUCUUCAUAGCUUCGCCUUCCGACAAUCCUACCAAGUACACGCAAGGACCAGACACUCAGGGUGUCAGAGAAGAAUACCAGUCAGGGGUAGUCACUACUUGGCCCGUGGGAUCACCCUCAGCGGAUCAGCCACGCAGCCGCGGUGUGGGUAUCAACUACGCCAACUGGUACUCCGACGGCUACUGCGAGCUGUAUGACGCAGUCCCCAACUGCUUUACGAAGGCCAAUGGCCAGCUUUCUUUCACUUCUCUCGGAUCAAUCGAUCCUGAAACCGCAGAGCUUCCCCCUUGCACCGCUGCUUCUGAAGGAUGGGAGCUUUCGGUCUACUGCUCGUGCGGAAAUGGGGAAGUCAUCCCAUGGAAAUGUGAAAAUGGAGAAUGGGUUGGAGGAAGCAAUGAAUGCACCUGCAAAAACGUCUUAGGAGCCGCCCUAGGUAUAGGCAUUGGCGUGCUUAUUCCCAUUCUAGCCAUCUCGGGAUAUUUCCUGUAUAAACGCCAGAAUAAGAAUCAGCAAACCCCGGAGAAGAAGCGUCUGCUUUCUACCGAUAGUGAUAAGAACGAAGAAUUCAUGAAGUCAGGGCAACGUGAAAAGCAUAAGCAAAGUGACCUGGUGCAAGAGGCAGAACAGUCUUUCUGGGGAGGUGGGCUCAAUACUCAACCGCUGCUAACUCCCCUAAUAUGUAGCUCCGGAGCGGUCAUUAAUUCAAGUAAAGCGUAUCACUCAGCCAUAGUAGCCACCAGAGAUGACAUUUCCGUAAACUGUUUGCUGUGCUUUGGCCUCUGGCGUGAUGAUCCUUUUUGCAGAGACUGGGCAGGAUCAAACAAAUGUAGUGGUUGA